AUGACGGCGGACGCUUCGGCUGCCCGAGCCCUCGAAUGGAAAGCUAAGAACUACAUGGAUGAUCUUCCAAACGACAUCGGUCCUUUCCGAGAGCUUCUGGAGAAUUACAGCAAUAUCUCACCUGAAAACGUAAAUGAGCAUCUCCAUUAUAUUCGCGACAAAGGAUGGGAUAUUCAUCGCUACCCGUGUAUAGGACGCUGGUCCUUCACCAACAUAAAAGGGCUAGAUCAUCCCUCAUUUCGGGCCAUUAUCAAGCGACUUAAGCAACGUGGCUCACAGGACACAUUCCUCGAUGUGGCCUGCUGCGUCGGACAGGUUCUGCGCAAAUUAGCUUUUGAUGGCGUCGAUCCAGCUAGACUGUAUGGGACAGAUCUCUCCCCGGAAUUUCUAGAACUCGGCUUUGAACUUUUUAAUGAUCGUGAGAAAUUUGGACCCGACUCAUUUGUUGCCGCCGACUUGCUUGACCCCAGUGAUGAAGGGUUAAAGAAGUUGGAGGGCAAGGUCACACUUGUUAGUGCGGGGAACUUUUUCCAUUUGUUUGACUGGGACCAACAGGUGUUGGCUGCGAGAAGAAUUAUCAAAUUUCUAAAGCCAGAUGUUAGAGAUGCGGUUAUCCUCGGAGGUCAAAUUGGGAGCUCAAAGCCGGGCAACUUCACUACGUGGACCGGAGCCACACGAUUUUUACAUGACCCCAAGACGUUCCAACUGCUGUGGGAUGAGGCUGGCAGGACGACAGGAAUAAAGUGGAAGGUUUCUUCAGCAUGGAUUAGCAAGACAACGAUUGAUAUUCCUGGCUUUCCUGAUGAGAGCCGAUACCUCGUUUACAUCGCUCGCCAGAUUGGCCCAGCGGUAUCAUCAUGA
This is a messenger RNA of Penicillium lagena, 861 nucleotides long. RefSeq names its product class I SAM-dependent methyltransferase. Bases 1 to 861 code for a protein of 286 amino acids. The transcript is spliced from 2 exons. The record is from RefSeq and is a predicted model, not a curated record. NCBI's taxonomy places the organism in Eukaryota, Fungi, Ascomycota, Eurotiomycetes, Eurotiales, Aspergillaceae.